Molecule: messenger RNA, 4542 nt
Organism: Schistosoma guineensis
Lineage: Eukaryota; Metazoa; Platyhelminthes; Trematoda; Strigeidida; Schistosomatidae
Source: the annotation of a GenBank genome assembly
GUAAUUAGAAAGCCCCUCACUGUUCGAAUGAGAAAACAAUGCUCACUUUAUUUAAUUGGAUUAUUGUUUUAAUAGUCAUUCUUAUUUAUGGUUUGGGCGAGUACAUAUCACUAGUAAAUGGGUUUAAUAUCGAUUUAAAAUCUCCACUCCUCAAAACUGGACCAGAUGGUUCUAGUUUUGGUUUUUCCUUAUUGGGAUAUACUCACUUUUCAGGACAGAAAGGGGUGGUCAUAGGAUCUCCAACAGAGGGAAACAACGGUGGACUGUUUUGGUGUCCACUUUUGAGGAGCACGUGUAGUAGGAUCGAUAUUGAUCUAGAAAAAGAGACUCAUAUGCAACCUGGACUAAAUGGAGCACUUUUAGGAUAUUCAAUGUCUUCAGCUUUUAACAACAGCCGGGGACCGAUUACUGUUUGUGCACCUCGUCUUUCAUGGUCAUCAGCAGCAUCUGUUUAUUUACCUGGUGGUUGCUUUGAAUUUAAUGAACGUUUAGAAGAGCCUCAAUUAAAUCCUGCACCAAGUGCAAUUUGUUUAAAUGUUAAAGAUUCUGAUAAAUCAAUUGAUCUGAGAUAUUGUACAUUUGGUGCAUCAGUUAAUCAACAUCCUAAUAGGCCAAAACAAUUAUUUAUGGGUGGUCCACAUUUUUAUUUUGAGAAAGGUGUUGGGGCUUCAGUGAAUACAAACACCUUUGAGCGAGUAAUAACCUCAGUUGAAAAUAUUCCUUCAAAUACACUUCUUGGUUCAUCUCUUGACACUACCGAUCGAUUGUAUGCACCAUUACCGGGAUUAAAAUCACAUGAAUUGUAUGUGGCUUAUGGUGGUCCAGGUGUACCAAGUAGUGCUGUAAAUGGUUUCACUGAUAAAACGAAAUUUGGCACUGGAAUCGUAUUAAUAUUUCAAAGUAAUAAACAAAAUGGUAGAAAUAAUAUCAAACCAUUAAUGAAAAUAGAAGGACAAAGUUUUGGCAGUCGAUUUGGUCAUUCACUUAUAUUUCUCGAUAUUAAUGGAGAUGGUUGGGAUGAUCUAAUUGUCGGUGCACCUUAUCAAUAUUCCAAUACGACUGUCGGUGGACAUAGAAGACACGGAGCAGUGUUUAUAUUUUUAAAUAGACAAUCAUAUUUCUAUACACCAAUGGAUGAAGUCAGUGGCGUGGAGUUGUUUAGUUAUAAUUAUCCUGAAACUUUUCAAAUAAUUACACCUCCAUCUCAUAAUUGUGGUAAUUCACAUAUUCCUGGAUUUGGAGCGACAAUUACAAAACUUGGUGAUAUUAAUCACGAUGGUUUUCAAGACUUUGCUGUCGGUGCUCCUUAUGAAGACAACGGUGGUGCAGUCUACAUAUAUCAUGGAAGUAAAUCUGGAAAACUUCAAAAACCAACACAAAUAAUCUGUGCAAAUGAUUUGCAAAGUCCAAGACCAUUAGAAGGAUUCGGAUUUUCACUUGGAUUGAAUGGUGCCGACUUAGAUGAAAAUGGUUAUCCGGAUAUGGCGGUUGGAGCAGCUUUGUCUAGCUCUGUUGCAGUGUUACGAGCUAGACCUGUAGUCAAGCUAAGAGCAUAUUUAACAUUAAUGGAUGGUAGUACUACUCUGCCUAGUUCAUUAAAUUCAUUAGUGGAUUGUACUCAUGAAGCUCAAUCGAUUACUGGAUAUAAAGCUCCGUCGGCUAAAUGUAUUGAUAUGAAAUUAAUUCUCACAUACACCAGCGUUGAUGGUAUAUCUUGUAGUCCACAUAUAACGUAUCCAGUAUCAAUUUUAUUAAAAUACAAUCCAACCAAUGAAUGGAUUUCAGAAGGUUGGGAUCAAACUUCACAAAAUCAUCCACCAAAUUACGAAAGUAAAUGCACCUAUAAUCAAUAUUCAACUAUAAUUUCCAAAAAUAUUAUGAAAGAAUUUUAUAAAAAUUAUACUUUAUCACCAAUUGUCUUUAUACGAGAGAAAAGUUUAUCAAAUAGUGAAAUGAUUGUUAAAGAUUAUUUUAAACGUAAUGAAUCUGCUUAUCUGACGGGUUAUGAUAGUCCUGGUGGAUAUUUACAAUUAGAAGGUAAUGCUUUUUGUCGUGAUCUACACAAAAUAAAAGAGAAUAUACCAUUCAAUCAAGAUGAAUUGAAUUUAGCUAGUACAUUACGAAUAAUAUUUCGAGAUACAUAUUUGAUUGAUCAAACUGAUCGUUUAAAAAUUGGUGUCAAAUGGAUUGCUAAAAUGACUGAACCAUAUCCAUUAGCUGAUCAAAUUGACGAGUAUCCUGUAGCUGAUCCACGUGCAAAUACUGAACUACUUCAGAUAUCUUUUGAUAAUCCCUGUGCAGUUCGACAAUGUUGCCCAACCGUAAGAGUUAGUUAUAAUGUGAAAGUAACCAGAGAUAAAAAUGGACCUGUUGUUUAUGUGGGUGAUGAUAAUAAUCAAACAAUUGAAUUAUCCGUUCGUGUAACAAAUAUUGGCAAUGAUUUAGUUUAUGCUACUGGAUUAGUCAGUAAUUUUCUACCAAAUUUAUUGGAACUUGAUUCAACUCUUAAAGAAGCCAGUUUAAUUCAACCGGAUACAGCAAUCUGUCAUCUUCAAUAUCCAUUGGCUUCUGGUGAAUCAAGUGAAUGUAUGAUACGAUGGCUUGUAAUCGGACAUCAGUUAACUGUACAAAUGGCUAAAUUUCAUGUAAAUAGUACUGUAUUAAUAAGUUCUAAUAAUCCCAUACAAGUUGAAGGACAAUUAACUAAUGAAUUACAAGUAAAUAUUAAAAUGAUUGUCAAUGUUUCAGUAUUUGGAACAACUGAACCGAAUACAAUUUACUUUAGUGGAAAUGUUAGUGACGGGAUUAGUUCAAUGUCAGCAGAAAAUCAAAUUGGUGAUGUUAGAAUUGUUGGAAAAUUUACUGUACGAAAUUUACGUAAACAUAGUUUAAUACCAGCAUCACGUCUGAUCAUCGAUUGGCCUUUUGAAUUCGCUGGGCUCAUCAAUGAACCACAUGGAAAAUAUCUUCUCUACUUGCUUGAAAAUCCUUAUGUAAUUCAACAUGCGCUUCCAAUUCCUGGUCAGACAGUAGACAAUGAAACUAGUGUUGUUUGUGAUUCUAAGGCAUUACAGAAAGUUGUUAAUCCACAUAAUUUCCGAAUAUUUUCUAGAUUAAGAAAAUCAAAUGAUGGUGUACCAGUACGAACUGCGUCAAUUAAUAUCCCUUCAAACAACCCUUCUCCGUAUCCCCCACUAUCAGACAAAAUGAUCUUGGAACCAGUUCCUGAUCGUUUAGCAGAUUCAAAGAAAUUAGUUGAUCGAAAAAUGACUACAAUUAGUUGUUAUAAUGGACGUAUACGAUGUGUACCAAUUAUUUGUGAUUUAGGCAAGUUAUCCUAUAAAGCUGGACCAAUUACACUUGAAUUUAUCGCUAGACUCUGGGAUAAUACAAUGCGAGAAGACUUUUUAAAAGUAUUUUUGACUAAACUACAUCUGACUGCAACAUGGAAAGCUGAUGUUAAAUAUGGCAUUGACCUUGGCGGUUCGGAUUAUGCACAAGAUACAUGUUUUAAAGAAUUUAGUUACUAUAAGCUGACAAGUUGUAUAUCCGGUAUUAUAAACCAUGAAAUGGUCAGUAUUAGUCAAUUAUAUAGGUAGAUGUUAGUAUGUCUUAUUUUUUAAUAUGUAGAUAAUGAAUAUCCGAUCCGUUUACUUCUAUGACUUUAAAAAUGUAUAUUGUGGAUAUUUAGUAUGAUCGAAUUCACGAUUUCCAAGUUUAGCUGCAAAUUGAUUGUUCAUUUAGUAUUCAGGGUUUAAACACUCUUCAACUUCAGUUAAUCCAUAAAUAUAACUUUACCAACCUUCGGUAGUGAAAUGGUUAUUCAUCCUUACUUACAAAUCCAUUGUUCCUACAGAUCAUGCACAUUGAAGUUCAUAUAUUUAAUAAUUUAGAGCAGAAACCAAUCCCUCCAAAAUAUAUGGCAUUAUACAUAGGAUUAGCUGUAUUUGGAGGUUUACUAUUGUUAUCUAUUCUAGUUAUUAUACUUUAUAAAGCCGGUUUCUUUAAACGUAAACGUUUCAUGCGAAGACGAACAAAAGUACCGCCUACAGAACCAACCCAAAGACUUGGUCAAUACACUUCAACUGAACCAAAGCAAAGACAGCCGUUGAUUUCACCAAUUCAAACAACCUAUCAUGACAAUAGAAAAGUCACUUCAAGACGAACAAAUUAUCAUCCAGUGCCUAACACACAGGAACCAGCCUAUCGUAGGACACCUUAUUCACCUUCAUCUGACUUUCCUAUUCCACAUAAAUAGUAGAUACUACAUACACUGAUUAUUAUAGAUAUAGAUUUUUUUAUUUUCUAACUUAACAAUUGUCCUUUACGCGUAAUUCAGAAGACUAUCAAUAAUCACAACGAUAUAUAUAUAUAUUUCUCGACUGCUGCUCCGAAAAUAUACACCACAACUACAAAAUGUCCAAAUCCUAUCAUUUUACUCAGAAUACUUUUCUAUUUGCUGACAAUGUUUUCUCUUACCAAUCUUUUUGUUACUCAAUAUGCCAAUUAUCAAAUCAACGAAAUAAUUGCCAACUUUUUCUG